UAUAUUAAAUUGUAUGAAAUAUAAAUUACUUGUUAUUGAUGAUGAAUUAAGUAUUCGUCAAUCAUUAAAAAAGUAUCUACAAGAAUAUAACUUCGAAAUCAUUUUAGCUAAGGAUGUUCGCGAAGCUUUUUCUAUCAUUAAUAGAAAUUUUCCUGACUUAAUUAUUGCUGAUAUAAUUUUACCUGGAAUUAAUGGUUAUGAAUUUUUAAAAAAAAUAAGGAAAGAUAUAAGAUUUAAAUUAAUACCAGUAAUAUUAUUAAGUGCAAAAGGUAUGACAGAAGAUCGUAUAAAAGCUUAUAAUAUUGGUUGUAAUAGCUAUCUAGUAAAACCUAUUGAUCCUGAGGAAUUAUUAUCAAUAAUAAAUAAUAUUUUAACGAGAUUAAAAGAGCAAAACCAGGAUCCAGAUGUAUUUUGGUCAUCAGAUAUUAAAAACUUGUUAAAAGCAGAUUCUCAAAUAGAAGGAUUGAAAAUAUUCUCUUUAACAACUAAAGAACAACAAAUUUUAAAUUUAGUUGUUGCUGGUCUUAUGAAUAAAGAAAUUGCACGCAAAUUAAAUAUAAGUUCUCGUAAUGUAGAAAAAUAUGUAAGUCGAUUAUUUAAUAAAACCUUUACAAGAAGUCGUACUGAGUUAGUACGAUAUGCAAUAAAAAAUAAUUUAAUUAUUGAAUAAUAGUUUCAAUAUCUUAAAGUAGGGUGAAUGACGGGAUUUGAACCCGCGAUUGAUGGAGCCACAAUCCAUUGCCUUACCACUUGGCUACAUCCACCAAAAAUUAAUUAAUAAAAAUUUUUUAAGAUUU
Galdieria sulphuraria is the source of this 797-nucleotide messenger RNA. RefSeq names its product [pt] two-component system, NarL family, response regulator. Gene Ontology annotation, biological process: regulation of DNA-templated transcription; phosphorelay signal transduction system. The transcript has a single exon. Gene Ontology annotation, molecular function: transcription cis-regulatory region binding; phosphorelay response regulator activity; DNA-binding transcription activator activity. Gene Ontology annotation, cellular component: protein-DNA complex; cytosol. The record is from RefSeq and is a predicted model, not a curated record. The coding region runs from base 14 to 670 and encodes 218 amino acids. NCBI's taxonomy places the organism in Eukaryota, Rhodophyta, Bangiophyceae, Galdieriales, Galdieriaceae.